UCGCCCGCGAACUCGGAGUCGGAGGCAUCAUGGAGGCCGCGGCGGCUGCGGCGGCGUCGAUGACCGGGGCCGGGAAGGGGGGAGGGGACGCGGGCGCGGGCACGGCGCUGUCGUUCCUGUCGAGGGGGUGGAGGGAGGUGCGGGACUCGGCGAGCGCCGACCUGAGGCUGAUGCGGGCGCGGGCGGACUCGCUGCGGACGCUGGCCGACAGGGAGCUGGAGCAGCUGCUGGUGUCGGCCUCCACCACGGUGGCCGCGCCGGCGCCGCCCGUCGCCGCGGGGGCGCCCAUCGCGGAGGUGGAGUUCGUGCGCAACCGGAUCCAGCCCAGGAUCUCCGAACUGCGCCGCCACUACGCGUCCGGGGACCUGGCCGACCUCGCCAUCGGCAGGAGGGUGCUCGAGGGCUGGGCGGUGCCGACGCAGCCCAGGGGCGCCACCACCGCCCGCGUCGACCUCUCCGGGGUCACCGCCAUACGCAACGCCCUCGUCUCCGACGUCGGAUGGAGGCGCGCCGCCGCGUGGGGCGGAGACGCGGAGGAGGACAAGGAGUGGGAGGUGGUGAGGAUGAUUCGCGGCGGGCUGAGGGAGUUGGAGCGACGCAGCCAGGGCAGCGAGAUUUUGGGGGGACUCCCUGGCCCCGGCGAGCUCGUCGACAAAUUCAAGUCGAGCCUGAAAUCAUUUAACAUGGAGCCUCUUGGAUCUAAGGAAGUUCCGCCUCUUGAUCUGAAUGAAAUUAUGGCAAAUCUAGUGAGGCAAUCUGGGCCAUUUUUGGACCAACUUGGUGUAAGGAGAGAACUACGUGACAAACUAGUGGAGACAUUGUAUAGCAGACAAAAUCAUUCCCUUUCAGCAGAUUCAUCCCUGCUCGGAGAUGAUAGCUCAACAGAUGAGCUUGAUCUAAGAAUUUCUAGUGUGCUUCAAAGUACUGGCUAUCACACAGAUGAUGGUUUAUGGAACGAGCCUUCAAAAUACGAGGUUUCAGACAAUAAAAGGCAUGUUGCGAUAGUCACCACAGCAAGCCUACCAUGGAUGACAGGAACAGCAGUUAAUCCAUUGUUCCGGGCAGCAUACUUGGCAAGAAGUGCAAAACAAGAUGUCACGCUGGUGGUGCCUUGGCUUUGCAAGUCAGACCAAGAACUUGUGUAUCCAAAUAGCAUGACCUUCAGUUCACCAGAAGAGCAGGAAACAUAUAUAAAGAAGUGGCUGGAGGAAAGGCUUGGGUUUGAAUCAAAUUUCAAGAUAUCCUUUUAUCCUGGCAAGUUCUCUAAAGAGCGUCGUAGCAUCAUUCCUGCUGGGGAUACAUCACAGUUCAUUUCAUCAAGAGAAGCUGAUAUUGCAAUAUUGGAAGAACCAGAACAUCUGAACUGGUAUCAUCACGGGAACCGUUGGACUGACAAGUUCAAUCAUGUAGUUGGUGUAGUUCAUACAAAUUACCUAGAAUAUAUCAAGAGAGAGAAGAAUGGUGCUGUUCAAGCUUUCCUAGUUAAACACAUCAACAAUUGGGUGACCAGAGCAUACUGUGACAAGGUUUUACGUCUCUCUGCCGCAACUCAGGAUCUUCCCAAGUCUAUUGUUUGCAACGUUCAUGGUGUAAAUCCAAAGUUCCUUAAGAUCGGAGAUAAACUAAUGGCUGACAGGGAGAACGGGCAGCAGUCAUUUUCCAAGGGAGCAUAUUUUCUGGGAAAAAUGGUCUGGGCCAAAGGGUACAGGGAACUGUUAGGUUUGUUGGAUAAACGCAGAAUUGACUUGCAAGGAUUCAAGUUGGAUGUAUAUGGUAGUGGGGAGGACUCACAUGAAGUCCAAUCUACUGCCAAGAAGCUUAACCUGAAUGUCAACUUCUUUAAAGGAAGGGACCAUGCAGAUGACUCACUCCAUGGGUACAAGGUUUUCAUUAACCCAAGCAUCAGCGAUGUCCUGUGCACAGCCACAGCCGAAGCUCUCGCAAUGGGGAAAUUCGUCGUCUGUGCGGAGCACCCAUCGAACGAAUUCUUCAUGUCGUUCCCGAACUGCCUGACAUACAGAACACCCGAGGAAUUCGUCGCCAGAGUGAACGAGGCCAUGGCCAGAGAACCCCAGCCUCUCACUGCCGAGCAAAGGUACAACCUAUCAUGGGAGGCAGCAACGGAGAGAUUCAUGGAGUAUUCGGACCUCGACAAGGUUCUCAGCCAGCCUGCAGAAGGCGUGCACAGAAACAAAGCCAGAAGAGCCCUUCAGCCUAACUUGUCGGACAUCAUGGAUGGAGGAUUGGCGUUUGCCCAUCACUGCCUAACUGGUAACGAGGCUCUCAGGUUGGCCACGGGGGCGAUUCCUGGUACACGCGACUACGACAAGCAGCACUGCGUGGACAUGGGCCUUUUGCCACCUCAGGUUCAGCACCCUGUAUAUGGUUGGUGAUGGAAACCUGCAUGCACAAGUUAAUCUUUUAGUUGUAGGUACUGGGGUACAUUUAUGUAGGUGACGAGUCAUGUAGAUCUUUGUAAAGUCUCGUACUGUACAUGGUAAUUAGUACUAAAGCUAUUGUCAUAAUCGUAGCAUUGUAUUGUACUGCUUGUAAAAAUAUUAUAAGUAAAAGUCGGAGUUUCAGGUAUGUUACAUCGGUACUAUGGUCCUUGUCUUGUUAUUUUUAAAUUUAUUUCUUGGUUUUGUCUUCUAGAUCGCUACGAACAUAAAUA
Messenger RNA from Oryza brachyantha (malo sina), 2671 nucleotides. RefSeq names its product digalactosyldiacylglycerol synthase 1, chloroplastic-like. Gene Ontology annotation, molecular function: digalactosyldiacylglycerol synthase activity. The transcript has 7 exons. Gene Ontology annotation, biological process: galactolipid biosynthetic process. Lineage: Eukaryota; Viridiplantae; Streptophyta; Magnoliopsida; Poales; Poaceae. Bases 30 to 2393 code for a protein of 787 amino acids. The record is from RefSeq and is a predicted model, not a curated record. Gene Ontology annotation, cellular component: chloroplast outer membrane.